AUGAGCAAAUCCAAGAAUCCAGCUUUUGCCAUGUGGGAGAAACGGGCAUCUUCCAAUACGGAACUGCCAGACAUUGCUCGUCUAGCGGUGCCAAGUGCCAGCAGCAGCACUGCAACGAAUGUUGGCUACAAGAUACGAAAAGCGAAGGCCUUGGAAAGGGUGGAACAAUUUUCACCCAAAAUGACCGCGAAAAAGGUUGUCGUCACAUCGUCAUUGGCGGACCGAAUGAAAAAGUUUAGCGAAAAUGAUAAUGGCACUAUACCAUUCAGCUUUGCUGGUUCGACCAAUAGCAACAAGUCAGCCAAAGCCUAUCAAGCGGAAGAAGCCAAGAAAAAACGAGCCGAAAACAGUAAGAAGCGACACGAGUUACGAAAAAAGAAUCAGGAAGAGGAAGAAGCUUCAGCUAGCACAUCUGCCAAGCGAACAACGAAACGAGGAGCCCCAGUCAAACAACACAGUAUUACGGCAGCUCGAGUCAAUUUGGACCAAUUCGUUCCACCAACCUAUCCCAAAUCAGACGCCGACGCCAAACUGCUACAAGAAGCCUUGCGACAGAACUUUGUCUUUGAAAAUCUCAACGAGUCCGACGAGACUAAGCUCACCCAGGCCUUUGAAAAGAUGCAAGUCCAUGAAGGGCAAAAGAUCAUUAAUCAAGGGGAUACAGGUGAUUACUUUUACGUCAUUGCCGAAGGUGCCGUUCGAUUUGAAGUCAAUGGCAAGGGGGUAGGAAAGUCAGAGGCGGGUAAAUCGUUUGGAGAAUUAUCUUUGCUAUACACCUCGCCACGAGCAGCAUCGGUCAUUGCCCAAGAGAAUCCCACCGUUCUCUUCAGAGUCGACCAGAAGACAUUCCGAUACGUCAUGGAGACCAAGGCCAAGGAAUCAGAAAAUGAAAAGAUGGGACUGUUGAAGAAGAUUGGAUUCUUGAAGGAUUUCAAACAUUCCGACUUGACGAGGCUGUGCGACUGUAUGGUUCCACGCAAUUUCGAAAAAGAUGAAGUCGUCGUCACCAAGGGAGAAGAAGGUGACUUGUUUUACAUUCUCAAGGAGGGUCUCAUGAAGGUGACAGAUAUUUCAGUCGGUGGAACUGCUUACGAAGACGUGACCUUGUCACCCGGUGAUUACUUUGGAGAACGAGCGCUGCUUCUCAGUGAACCACGAGCAGCCAAUGUCGUUGGAAUGCAAUCGGGUUCCUGUUUCGUCAUAGAUCGAUUCACCUUUGAGAAGGUUUUGGGAAGCUUUUCGCAAGUCAUCAUGCGAUCUCAAGAUCGUGUCAAAUUGGAAGGUGUCAAGACCAUCAAGGACGCAGGUCUCGAAGGCGAAGUUUUGGACAAGUUGGUCGACGUCAUUAUCGAUCGCGAGUUCGAAGCCGGAGAAAACAUUCAAGAAAAGGGCAAGGAGACCGAAGCUGCCCUCUACCUUAUUCACGAAGGGACUGUCAACAUUAUGAGUACGGACAUCGGUGCUGGAGGCUACUUUGGGGACGAACAGUUGCUGGCCGAUGCCCAAGGUCAAUCGAACAGUGAAGGAUUCAUUACUGCUGAAGAGACUGUUACUUGUUCGACUGAUGUGGUUUGUGGCGUGCUCACAUUGAAGGAAUGCCGUCUCUUGAUGGAUACCAAGACAAUCACGACUGAUUUUAAGAAGGAUGACUAUGAAUUCCGUAGCUCAGCCAUUCUGAAGCGUCGUUCGACCAUGAAGGAGACCUUCCAGAGCAAGAAAAUCUCCAUGGAAGAGUUGGAUCGAGAAAAAAUGUUAGGAGAAGGAGCCUUUGGCGAGGUUUGGUUAGUCAAGGCUGAUAUAUGGGGACUGGGAGAUGAUGAAUACAAGGAAGAAUUUGCUCUGAAGGUUCAGAAUUUGGAUAACCCGGAGCACGCGAAUAUGAGAGAUACCAUCAAACGAGAAAUGGAGGUAAUUUCUACGCUGGAGCAUCCAUUUAUUGUCGAUUUGGUCAGUUGUCAUGAAACAGAAACAGAGUCGAUGAUGCUCAUGACAGUUGUCAAGGGAGGAGAGCUAUGGAAUGUGGUGCACAAGGAGCAGGACGACGGAGAAUGGCUUUCGGGGAUAAGCGAGGAAGACACCAAAUUCUACUCGCUUAUCAUUGCCGAUACCCUCGCCUAUAUGCACUACAAGAACAUUCUGUUCCGUGAUUUGAAGCCCGAGAACAUUCUCAUCGAUCGAGAUGGAUACCCAAAUAUCAUCGAUUUCGGUUUUGCCAAGUUUUGCAAGGACAAGACGUACACCUUUUGUGGAACGCCGAACUACGUAGCUCCCGAAAUCGUCUUGUCCCAAGGACACGGAGCCGGUGUGGACCACUGGGCCUUGGGUGUCACAAUCUACGAAAUGAUUGCGGGAGAGAAUCCUUUUUACUACGAAGGAGUUGACACUGGUACACUGUUCCAAAUGAUCGCCAAGGAGGAGCCUUACCCCUGUGAGAAGGCUUCCGCUGAUGCCAUGGAUCUGAUCAACGGGCUUUUGGAGAAGGAUCCCACUCAAAGACUGGGUGGAUUGGCCGGGAAAGAGAGAGACAUCUUGAAUCACAAAUGGUUUGAGGAUUUGGAUCUAGAAAUGCUUCGUCACAAACUUGUGGAUGCACCAUGGAACCCACCUAUGCCAUCAGGAGGUGACGAUUAG
Cylindrotheca closterium is the source of this 2631-nucleotide messenger RNA. Lineage: Eukaryota; Bacillariophyta; Bacillariophyceae; Bacillariales; Bacillariaceae. The record is from the annotation of a GenBank genome assembly.